Molecule: messenger RNA, 2396 nt
Organism: Meloidogyne enterolobii
Lineage: Eukaryota; Metazoa; Nematoda; Chromadorea; Rhabditida; Meloidogynidae
Source: the annotation of a GenBank genome assembly
UCAGAAUUUUUAAGAGAAUACUCAACCCACUGCCUAUAACAACAACAAAUAAUUUAAACAAAGGAAUUGCAUUAACUAAGCAAAUGAUUCCUUUUGCUGAAGAAGCACCUCCACCUCCAAUAAUUGCUAGUAAUAAUUUGGAAAAUAUGAGAGGCCAAGUUCCUUUUAUUGUACCAAAUGAUGUUAAUAAUCAAAAUGAUUUUGCUUCAAAAUUAUUAGGGCAAUUAUUUCCCUUAAAUGGUGGAGGAGAGAAUAAUAAUAAGCCUAUUUCUCCACGCAUGGCAGCCGCCCCUUUAGCUGGUUCACCCUUCGAUUUAUUUAGCAAUGGAGGAGGAUUAGCAGCAGCAGGGCAAUCGGCUACCCCAAAUCCCCUUCUUCAAAUGCUCACUCAAGGGUCUACAUUAGAACAGAUUACAACUUUAACAAGGAAUUUGCUUCAAAUGUCAAAUGGAAAUAAAGAAAUUCUGUCAACUUUAAUGAAUGCAAUAACUGGGGGAGGGGGAGGAAGCCAAGCUUCAAAAUUAACAAGUUCAGCAUUGGCAACAGCCUCUUUACAAAAACAACCACAAUUACAAAAUAAUGCAAUAUCUGCAUUUUUGGCAGGGAAUAAAUCUUUAAUACCCUCGGCGGUUAUAAUUGAGGAUGAAGAAGUUUUGGGGAAUAGAAGCAGUAGAACAAUUACGUCAUUCAAUGGAUUUACACCUGAACAACGUAAAUUGCUAGCAGCUGCAGUGCUUAACGGUGAAUUAGACCCUGAACAGGCAGUAAGGCUAUUAACUUCUGAAAACAUUACAACUGCUUUCGAAACAAUUUCUGAACUUAACAAAACAAACAUAGACAAUUCUCUUUUUGAUUAUGAAGAACAACAACACCAAACAUUUUUUGGAACAAAACAAAAACAAAACCAACAUUUAAUUAAUGCGGAGAGUAAAUUAAUUGAGUGGAUACAACAAAACAGGCCUAGACAUUCUUCAGAAAAUUUUAAUGAAGUAAUAAAUAAAAAUGUAACAACAUCAUCCUCUCCUUUAACAAGUCCUCCAAGCCAUGAUUGGAAUAAUAAUUUUGUUACUUCAGAAAGGCUUCCUUAUUAUGGGAAAUAUUGUGGUAGUUUUGUAGAACAGACAGAUAGCGCUGCUUCGCAUAACGUUGCUGGAGCAUUAUGGGCAGUGGAUGAAAGGCGUUUAUUGAUAACCAAAUUUAAUUUUAUACCAUUAUCAAAAUCUGAAAAUGUAACAUUUUGGGCUGGGCCUUCAAAACCCACAGGAAAUGCUGCUUUAGAUCUUUUUCCUUCCGAAAAUGGAUUUAUUGUUGAAGCAAUUCCGAUUGAAUUAAAUAUAUUUAAUGGAAAAAUUAUUGAAAUUGAAGCAAAAAUAUUUUCUAAUACUUUACAACCUGAAACUCAUGAUAAAAAUAAAAAUGGAAGCGAAAAAGUUUCUGAAAUCAAAAAUAAAAAUCAAAAUUCUAAUUUAUUAGCAGAACGUGAAGAAGAGGAAGAGGAUGAAAAAAUAAUAAUAGCAGCCAACAUAACCUCAAAUAGUACAAAAAGGGAUAGAAGGAAUUUAUACAAUGAAAUUUUUGAUAAUAUAACUGAAGAAGAAAAUGAUAAUUUUACAAUAUUAGUUAGUUAUGAUGCUCAACAAGAUGAUAUAGAAUUUAAAGAAAAUAAAUUAGAAGAAAAAAUAAUUUUAAAUAAUUUUACAAGCUUGCCAGUUAAUUUAGAAGCAAAAAAUGGAAGCUUCGAAAAUGAAAGUUUUGCUUCAAGUUUUAUUAAAAAUGAGCCAUUUGCUUCACCAAACGAAGAAAAAAUAUUAAGAAAUUUAAAAUCAACUUAUUACCAACAAACUUUACUUUUAACAUUACCUCCAGAGCGGUUGACAAAAUUAUUGGAUUGGUUAACAGUUUGGGAACACGAAGAAAAUAAAGAAGCAUUAGCUAUUGUUUUGAUACCCAAAGGGCUUCAAAUACCUUCAAUUGUUCAGAUUAGAGCAUUUCCUUCUCCAGCUAUUGGAAUUAAUGGAGUUAAAAUGUUACAGUCUGGACCUAUAAAGGUAUUGGAUACAAAAACAAUUGAAGUAACUGAAUUUACUUUUCUUUCUGAUAACCUUCCAGCUUGGUUUAUGGUUGGGAAAGAAAUUAUGCCUAAUGCUAAGGGACAUAUUGUUCCUAUAUUUGACAAGUUUGUAAAACAUUUAAAAAAUAUUUUUUUAAUUUUUAGAACAAAUAAAAGCUUCAACUGCGACUCUUUAAGGGAAUAUCACAACGAAACCUUAACUUUACGCCUUCCUGAUCCUUUUGAUAUUAAAGAUGUGUUUUGGUUUGCUAAUGAUAUGCAACUUCCGCCAGAUUUGGUUAAUUUACAGACACCUCAAUGUAUUUGGAGAAGAAAUAUUGUUUAA